AUGAGUACCGCACAUGAACUGAUUUACAACAAGAACUUUGCAGUUGGCAGCAUGCCAGUUGAACACAUCCUUAAGCCACAUUCAUGGGUGCCUACUUUGAACACGUUCUCAGAUCGCCUUGGUCCCUUGGGGUUCAACAUUUUCUGGGUACUCAUGGUCAAUCUUUUACAUGAGUUUGAGAUUGGUGUCUGGAAGUCCCUCUUUAUUCACUUGUUGUGCAUCAUUUUGGCACAUGAUAAGUCUCUUAUCCAUAAAUUAGACAAGAGAUACAGACAAACUCCAACAUUUGGCCAAGCAACCAUUCAAAAAUUUUCUGCCAACUCAUCAGAGAUGAAAUGGAUGGCAGCUCACAAUUUCAAAGACUUGCUCCAGUGUUCUAUCCCUGUCUUUGAUGGUCUUCUUCCUGAACCACACAACACAAUCAUGCUCAAGCUGCUAUUUACAAUGGUACAUUGGCACAGUCUAGCUAAACUUCGAAUGUAUUCCGAUCUGACCCUUGACAUCAUGGACCUCAUAACUUCAGCAGUUGGUCAACAGUUCCAGGAAUUCAAAGCAAAGGAUGAAUGCCUUGCAGGCUUCAAACAUAAUGUUCAGGAUUUUGGAGAUGACGAGACAGUUGAAAGCCAUGAUGAAGAUGAAGAGAAGGAUGAUUCUGAUUGUGAACAAGAUGGCAAGGUCCCUGAGCAACAGUUUGGCUCCAGCAGUGAAUCACUGUUAUCUGAGUUUCAUGAGAUGUACAAUAGUGACUUAGAACUAGAUUAUGAAAACUAA
This is a messenger RNA of Suillus subaureus, 771 nucleotides long. RefSeq lists its product as uncharacterized. NCBI's taxonomy places the organism in Eukaryota, Fungi, Basidiomycota, Agaricomycetes, Boletales, Suillaceae. The record is from RefSeq and is a predicted model, not a curated record. The coding region runs from base 1 to 771 and encodes 256 amino acids. The transcript is spliced from 5 exons.